AUUUCCGGAACUUUCAUCGAUAUGCAAUCAUGGCUUUGGAUGUCGUAAUAUCAUUAUUUGUUGAUUUUUUACUGGAAGUUUACUGCAAAGUAUGAUUUUGUUCAGGAUGUUCUCAAGACGCUGCGAAGGAUCAUGAAUCUGGAAUUUGCUACGAAAAACAAUGCUUCCAGCCCUCCAUAUGCCCUUCUAGUACGGAGUACAGUAUGCAAGUUCGGAAUCACCUGCAAACGUCGGGGUUCAAUGGGACACUGCAUUUAGGUUGGAACUAGAACACUGUUCGACGUGCCAGGUUUUAGGAUCUGAAGCAGUUGGAUAGCAUAUAGUAUUCCUCGGCAUCGCUGACACUUAAGAUAUCUCACGGUCUUACAUGCAUCAAUAAACUCAUCUUUCGUGAUUUCAAAGUAUCCUACUGAAGUUUAGCCUCAAUACUUUGGUACAGCAUGCCUCUGGAACACGGCGAGCUUCCAACUAGAGAGGCAUAUGAAGAUGCCGUAUAUCCUGAAUUCUACGACAUGCUUAUUCCCAGACUGUUCAGCGAUUCCAACACAAAUGAAGACAUUCGCCUCGCUGUCAAUCAAAUGAAUGACAUGCACGUUAAAUCCGCCUCAGACCGAUUCGCCAUCCUCGAUAUUGGUACGGGAACGGGCCGUGCCGCGCUUGACCUUGUGAAGGCCAUGCGGGCGGAGGAGACACUCCAUGGAAACAUCUUCGACAUACUUCUAUUGGAGCCAUCGGCAUCCAUGCUUGUUGAAGCCGUCGCAAAACUCGCGGAUCUCAGUUGCGCCACUUCGGCCAGCACGGAUACCAGAGCAAAGAUUGGCGAUGUUCAGACCUUUCAAAUUCUCGCCGAAGAUCUUGGGGAGACGCUCAGCGACAAAGGACUUCUUGGGAAAAUCGACUUCGCUAUGUUCACCGCAGGCGGACUGAGCCACAUUACUGAUGAGCAGGACCUACGACGAUUCCUGAAGGGCACGGCGAGGUGUCUGAACGCCGACCACGGUCGGCUCAUGCUCAGCAUUUUGAACGAGUUCAUCUCCGACCAGCUAGCGGAAGAAAUUGAGACUGUGAACACCGAUGAGACGGUUUGCUUCCGCUCUCAAAAGCACCCCGGCAUGAGCAUGACGAAAUAUCCAACCAAGAUGCAGAUUGACCCGAUGACAGGCUGUCGAACGGACUCGUUCGUGUUUGAAACGAAAGCAGCGGACGGUGAGGUGGAAAAGAGGAUCCUUCAGUGGACAGUGCGGAUGACCUACCUGAAACAGUGGGAGGAAAUGCUCGCAGAAUGUGGACUUACAGUCGAAGAGACAAGGCAGGGGAAAAUCCAGAAAUAUUGGCUUCUCAAACGAGCAUAAAUUGGCGUCAGAAGGGUAGGGAUGCGUGUCCAUGUACGUACCUCUGAUCGAAUCGCGACUCUGCUGCUGAUACCAAUAUAGAUCCUUUACGGCAGAGUUAUAUAUGGUUGCAAAUAUUAUCAUGCAAUAGGAACUGCUCCCAUCGAUAAUGUGAUGUUGCCGCAAGGCUAGCUCCCAGCCAUGAGAGUUGGUUCAAUGCCUGGCUAUCCACGAUAGGACAGACGGCACAGCUGAAAUGCAGCCUGAUAAAUACGGAUUAAUGAAAUAGGUAAAAGGAAACCAUCUGCAGGUCGUCUUGCAUGCAUAUCAAGAGACAUGAUCAAUUCAGAAUGCACUCGCUUUCCCUUGUACGCGCUCCGCUUCUGAUUUGUCGGGAGACCUAGGAGAAUAGGUCGGGGUAUGUUGAUCAACCUCUUUUGGAUGACGCUCGCGUGGCCACUACAUGCGAGAAUCAAGGCUGUUUCCAAUUAUUCGGGCGAACUAGAAUCAGCUACAUGU
This is a messenger RNA of Eremomyces bilateralis CBS 781.70, 1850 nucleotides long. RefSeq lists its product as uncharacterized. NCBI's taxonomy places the organism in Eukaryota, Fungi, Ascomycota, Dothideomycetes, Eremomycetales, Eremomycetaceae. The record is from RefSeq and is a predicted model, not a curated record. The transcript has a single exon. Bases 441 to 1352 code for a protein of 303 amino acids.